This is a messenger RNA of Rotaria sordida, 822 nucleotides long. The record is from the annotation of a GenBank genome assembly. Lineage: Eukaryota; Metazoa; Rotifera; Eurotatoria; Philodinida; Philodinidae.
UUUCGUUCAUCAUUUUGGCUCAGAGAAAAACGUUGCUAUAUUGGAUAUUAUAAUGAUGACGAAAAUGGACAAACAUUUUUGUAUACAAUACCUCGAUUUCGAUUCCAAAAUAUUAUUUAUCCUUCAUCUAAUUUUCCACCGAUAACAACAGUACCAUCGAAUAUAGAAAAAUAUUUAUUUUAUGAAAAUAAAAUUGAUUCUUUAUUAAUUGACAUUGAUAGAUUUAUAAUACCACCGAUUCAUCGUUUUACACAAGUCAAAUCAUUAAUACUUCGUGGUUCAACACUUAUGUCAUUAGAUGUUCUUAAAACAAUAAUGGAUUUAAAUCAAAUCGAAACACUUGAUGUUUUUCCUGUUGAAUCAUUAUCAAGACAUGAACUUAACAUAUUAAUAAAACAUUGUCCUCGAUUAAAUUAUCUUAUUAUGGAUUAUAAUCCAUUAUUUGGCAUACCACCACAAAUUCAUACUCUUAGGUUAGAUAUUGAUUUUCGAUCGUUAUCUAUUGAUAAUCUUUGGCAUACAACACAAAAUGUUAAAGUUCUUGAAAUUCCAAUUAAUUCAAAAGAUAUGAUGCUUGAUAUUAUAGAUCAAUUUGAUCAUAUUGACAAUUUUCUAUUCUCAUGUGAUGAGUUUUCAGAAGGUGACUAUUUGGAAUUCUUCAUUGAAAAGUUACAUCUUUAUUGGUUAGAAGAUAAUUCGUAUCGUCUUGCAAUGAAUCAUUUUACAUAUCGACAAGGAGAAGAAGAUCAGCAAAUUCGAAUGUCGACUGGUGGUCCAAAGACUAAAAAAUAUUCAGAUAUUACACAUUGGUUAACUAAAUAA